Messenger RNA from Exserohilum turcica Et28A, 1460 nucleotides. RefSeq lists its product as uncharacterized. The transcript has a single exon. Bases 235 to 1170 code for a protein of 311 amino acids. The record is from RefSeq and is a predicted model, not a curated record. NCBI's taxonomy places the organism in Eukaryota, Fungi, Ascomycota, Dothideomycetes, Pleosporales, Pleosporaceae.
CCUCUCCCCUCCGCCACCACUUGUCUUAGCUACUCCACCCUUCCAUCCUCCAUCCAUCCACCUCCACUGCGUCCUCAGCCCAGCAUCCAUCAUCCACUCGCACUUAUCCUCAUCGUCGUCGCAUUCCGUGACUCCAGAAGGCACCUUGUCGCGUGCUCAUCUUCUGUCCAGUAGUCGCUUUGCAGACUUUUGUAUCCUUUCAUCUCUAUUAUUGUAGUCUACUAAACAUACAGUAUGGGCCUCAACUACUACGCCUCGUCGCCAACCGUCGUCCUGCCGCCCCAGCAACCGCAGGGCUACUUCUCCCGCCACCAGGGCGCCGUCGCAUCACCAAUGGGUAACUUCCGCCCCAAAUACCCUACUCCACCCUCGCUCAACUAUCUAGCCGCCGUGUCCAAUGCCACCGCUGGGCGCAAACGAUCCAUCGCCGACGUUGACGAGCCGGAGGAGAACCUACCCGUCGGAUCCAUUGUUACUCAAGCACCUGCGAAAGCCAAGCCCGAGCCCGUGUAUGGCCCAGGCAUGACGCUCAUCUACCCGGGCGAGCCUGGCUACACGAUGGCUGCCGAGUCGCAAUCGGGCACUUGGUACGAAGAGAAGAUUGAAAAGGAAGAGAAGGCGGAAGCUGCUGCUCGCCCCAUUGCCAUCUCGCGCAAAUCAGUGCGCAUGAGCCCGGCGUCGAACGUCCACAUCGCCUCGCUCAACGACAUGGACGCUCAGAAGACGGAAGAGCUCAUCGACGACAACGGCACCACGAUCAACACUCUGAUCUCGUCGCUCGGCGUGGGCUGGAAGAACGUCAUGUCCAACCCCAACCUGCGCGACGCGGCGCGCGCCUACUCGCGUGUGAUUGAGCGCCACUUUGACUUUACCGACGCUCUCGUGAUGCUGGAGAAGGAGUCACUCAACGCGUACCUGGUGCGCGCAAAGCAGCACGGCGUGCAGGGCUACUGGCUGUUCUCGGACAGCCUGCAGUGGUGCCAGCUCGUUGGCUGGUCGCUGGAGCGCACUGUCAACAACCUCAUGUUUGGUGCCACUCCUCGCGUCGAGGGCGAGCGCAUCAAUGCCCGUCACCUUACUCCUUCGUCGGAACACUCAACAACUCCCCAUGCCCCACCAGCCGUCGACAUGGCCAUGGCCACUGGCGAUGCCGAUGCCAUGGAGAUGUAAAGCCCCCCUCGUCUCGUCCCUUCUCUUCCUUCUCGUGUCGUUUCUACUCUAUACUGGCAACAAAAAAUCACCUCGGUUGUCCUCGUUGGCUGCAUUGACCGACGAUUGUUUCUGUCUUGGGUUCUUUCUUCUUCGGCACACCGGCGUUUGCGAUGGAUACGAAUGGCUCACCGGAAGUGACUCCAUUUGACAUGUAUGAUAUUAUUAUGCUCACUACGACUGCUUGAUCGGAUAGGUUCGAUCGCGUCUCUCAGCACCGUGCCACUAAACUUGUCAGGCAACUGAUCAAU